AUGUUUCUCUAUCUCUUCACUCUCUCUCUAUUCCACUCUCUCUCUCUCUCUAUUCCACUCUCUCUCUCUUUCUCUGUCUCUUUCUCUCUCAUUCUAUUUAACUAUCUCUUUUUCUCAGACUCUUUUUAUCUUUCUUUUUCUUACUUCUGUAUCUUCUUUUACUGUAUCUUCUCUUUAAUCAGGAAUUCUUUCUCUCUCGUCUUAUUUCUUUUGUCUCCUCCUGUUCGCCCUCACUCUUUUAGUCUUUCUCUUUUCUCUAUCUCCGUCUUUCGUUCGCUUUCUCUUUUUCUUUACUUUCUGAUUCUUUUUUUACGUAUCCUACUUCAGGGAUACUCUCUCUCUCUCUCUCUCUCUCUCUCUCUCUCUCUCUCUCUCUCUCUCUCUCUGUAUGCUCUAAUUUUUCUUUUUUCCUCACUUUUCUUUAUUUCUCUCUUUCUAUUUCUCUCUUUCUAUUUCUCUCUCUCUCUCUCUCUCCCUCUUUCUGUCUUACUCUUUUCUCUCUAA
Acanthosepion pharaonis is the source of this 504-nucleotide messenger RNA. The record is from the annotation of a GenBank genome assembly. NCBI's taxonomy places the organism in Eukaryota, Metazoa, Mollusca, Cephalopoda, Sepiida, Sepiidae.